This is a messenger RNA of Talaromyces amestolkiae, 702 nucleotides long. RefSeq lists its product as uncharacterized. The record is from RefSeq and is a predicted model, not a curated record. The coding region runs from base 1 to 702 and encodes 233 amino acids. Gene Ontology annotation, cellular component: cytoplasm; nucleus. Lineage: Eukaryota; Fungi; Ascomycota; Eurotiomycetes; Eurotiales; Trichocomaceae. The transcript is spliced from 2 exons.
AUGGCCGACAGACCGAAUCCCCCAUUAAGCUACGAGGCAUCAGCCACCACCACCCAUCCUCACGUCGGCUCAUCAUUGCUACCUGAAGUAGUAGCCUGUCUGAAGAACUCUCGAUACCUCCAUCUCGCAACAUCCGACGGCCUCACCCCCCACGUCUCGCUCAUGUCCUACACCUACCUUUCCUCCACGCCCUUCGACGCCUACCCCGUGAUUAUUAUGACCACAAACCCCUCCUCUAAAAAGACUCUCAACCUUUCCGCGAACCCGCGUGUGUCGUUGCUGGUGCACGACUGGGUGUCGCAUCGACCACCCACCCGCGCACCCAACGGCCGAGACGGCUCUCCACCACCCGCCGCAACCCGCUCUUCUUUGGCAAACCUACUCUUGAAUCUAAAUACAAGCGCGCUGUCGAGUAUAUCAACUACCAUCACGGGCAGCGCACGAUUCCUCGAGGUGGGCUCGGAAGAGGAGAAAUGGUGCAAAACCCAACAUCUGGAGAAUAAUACAUUCGUAGCUGCGCCUGGAGAAGAGAUUCCGUUUGGGCAGCUGCGAAGAGGCAGUGGAGUUGCCGAGACGCCUAUGAUUGAUGACGAUAGCCGGGUGGUGAUUGUGCAGGUGCGAGAGGGAAGGAUUGCGGAUUGGAAGGGUGGUGUGAGGGAUUGGCAGUUGGUUCGGGAGGCGCCGCAGAUCAACGGAGUAUAA